Messenger RNA from Biomphalaria glabrata, 2151 nucleotides. RefSeq lists its product as uncharacterized. The record is from RefSeq and is a predicted model, not a curated record. Lineage: Eukaryota; Metazoa; Mollusca; Gastropoda; Planorbidae. The transcript is spliced from 5 exons. The coding region runs from base 372 to 1019 and encodes 215 amino acids.
UGUGAUCUACAUACCCUAGGUACACACUAGUGAUACGCAAUAGACACACUGGUCAGAGUGUGUAGCUGCUUGUAGGUCACCACCAUCUACAUGUAGACUACAACGACAUGUAUGUGUGUGUUGGCCCUUUUAGAUCCGACUUAAUGUUGUUGACAUUUUUAUUGUGACUCAUUGAAAACUAGGGCGAAGACUCACUCAAAGGGAUCUCUACACCAGCUCGUUUAUUUUUCACUUAUGAUUUUGUUAGUAGCUGAAUAUUUUCUUAAGGGCACAGUAUAAGUUUGUUUUGUUACUUCGAAAGUAAACACAAGUCUUUUACCCUAACAUGUGAACAAACUAAAGAGAAUUUACUGACUAGUUUCUUAUUAACAAUGAGUAGACACGAACUAAAGCUGUCACACAGAAGACUGAACGCAGAAUGUCACCUACUCAGAAGCCAGCAUAAAAAGAUGAGACUUCUCUUAACCAGUCUUCAUGAUGGAUACAUUGAACUCUACGCUACCUUUCCACUUCUGAGGUAUGGACAGUUAAAAACUCUGAUUAAAAAAACUGUCACAAGCGAUAAUUUGGAGUUUGUCUAUUCUGUGGCGGACAUCGCAAAUACAGCGGAAACUAAUGAAAGAGUUCGAUUGAAAAGUCUGUUACAAGUAUCUAAAAUAGACUGCAACGAUCCAGACAUAAAAAAUGAAAUCAUGUCUCUUACUGAAGAAGAGCCGAUUAGUAAAACCAAGCAGGCUUUCAGGUUCCUUCUCAAAGCUACAGGAUUUGACUCCGAGCCUAUCGAAGAUGAAGACGUCAUGGAUAAUGAAAACUUACAGAGAAACAUCCGAACAUUGAAGAGAGAUAUCAAUGGGAUGUAUGGCGACUUCAAAGACACUUCAGCAGCUUUCAAAUUAUUGAAGGAGACAUACGAGGACUCCAAAGGAAGCUUGUUUUUUCUAAGAUAUUUUACACUGAAGAGUAACGUGAGGGCUGUUAUACACGAAACCAAAGCAGACACUAACUAUAAGAUUGAUUAGUUUAAGCGGAAAUUAAGACAAACAAAGUGGUAAAAGAAUGGUAAUAUUUCUGAAUCAUUUCCCUGGAGGUCACUCACGUAGAUUAUAUGUCCUUUGUGAUGUUUACAAAAAAAUUCAUCAUCAUUAUCAUCUGUGACCUGUCCCUUGACAUUCUCGUGGCAGUAGAGCUGUGACAGUUCACGUCACCGAGUCCCUCCACUUGACCGGUAAGCAGCUGUUCUUGGAAGAAUAUUUAAAGAGAGGUCGAUCUAUUCCUUCACGUUGCCCAGCCAGCUUAUCCUUGGAAGACCCUUUCUUCCUGCUUCCUCCACUCUACCUUGAAGGAGGACUUUUGACAGCAAGCCUUACAACUUAAUAGAACCAGUCCAGCAUUUGUUUCUUCAGAGUAUUGAAGAGUUCCUCAAUUAAAUUAGCCUCGGCAAUCCAUGACAUGCAUUAAAUUAAAUUAACUAAAUUUUGUUAUGAAGAACUCCACAGAAAUUCUAGUUUCAGACACAUACUUAACCCUUAAGAUGCGUGUGGUAGUUUAGCCUCUAAACGUGAACAUAGUAAUUUCCUUUUGUAUGUCUUCGUGUAAAACAGCUAAGCACUUUAAGAGUUAAAGAAAAACUACUUAAAAGUUUAAAAAAAAGCUAACAACCAUUCCAUUUCCUGUUAUUGUGUUUCUGUAUUUACUUUUUUAAAUGAUUGCAAACACAGACGUUAGAUGUAUGUGAAAUGUUAACCUUAUGGAAAGCUAAUAGACAUACAUAAAGGAAACCUGAUGGACCAAAGCGAAAAGACAAGUCUUUUAAGACCGUUGUUGGCUAUUGUGUCAAAAUACAACAAAUGACCAUACGUUGGUUCACACUUGGAGAUAUGUAGAUCCAGCAAAGUUUCCCUUUGUGUAAGCUUGUGUUGAUUGCAACUUGAUUUACUGAGGUUCACCUCUGUAUCGGUAAAUCUUUAUAUCUUUAAAUAUUUACUUUAGUAAAAACUAUUUUUGGUGCUCUUGUUUUUGUUCUAUGCACUUGUAUAUGUACCUAUUACAAUUGUAAGAUAAUCCAAAAGAUAUAAAUACAUAUAGACGAAUCUUGUGAAAUUAAUGUAUAUCUUAUGUAAUAAAUAAAGGAACGUGUCAACUUAUGCUUAA